Siniperca chuatsi (mandarin fish) is the source of this 1835-nucleotide messenger RNA. It is a transcript of the gene olig1, whose product is annotated as oligodendrocyte transcription factor 1. Gene Ontology annotation, molecular function: protein dimerization activity. Bases 361 to 1131 code for a protein of 256 amino acids. The record is from RefSeq and is a predicted model, not a curated record. The transcript has a single exon. NCBI's taxonomy places the organism in Eukaryota, Metazoa, Chordata, Actinopteri, Centrarchiformes, Sinipercidae.
CCACUGUGUGAGCUGUCAUUCUCACCACACGCAGCUGUGGAAAUGAGAUAAAACUGAGCUGCCACUUUAGGAAGCUCUCACUCAGCCAGAAACCUCUGAAGCCCAAAAGUAAAAAGUUUGGUGACUCGUUAUUGUGCUGGAUGGCAGCUGUUUUCUGCAAGCAAAGGGGAGAUCAACAGGUGGAGGGAAUGAAGAUUUUUUUUCCCAGUUUGUGGAUUUUUUAAAAGCAGAAGUGAAGUAUUUUUGCUUUGACUAUUUUUGGUUUGUUUCUCAAACUUUAUCUUUUGCUGAAGACAUUUUUAAUAAGACUACACUACACUGAACUACAACUCAGAAGACUAGCCCUCCACUGAAGAGACUAUGAAUGUGCUGUCAAACCCAGUGAUCAGGGCCCAGGAGCAGUCUCUACCUCUCUGUGGCCCCGGGUCUGUCCAGGAUUUACCCCACUGCCCUCCAGGGUUCAACCUGAGCUCCCGCCUAAAUCCUGCACCCAUGCUUGGCCUCCAGAGUGGCCAAAGAUCAACCAAACCUCAGAGGGAGCUGAGCCCCGAGGAGCAGCAGGAGCUCAGGAGGAAGAUCAAUAGCAGGGAGAGGAAACGGAUGCAGGACUUGAACAUCGCCAUGGAUGCCUUAAGGGAGGUCAUGGUGCCUUAUGCCUCCUCGCCAUCUUCUGCCUCCUCCUCUCAGUCCCACCAGCCUGGAGCUCCUCCAGGCCGCAGGCUCUCCAAGAUUUCUACCUUGGUUCUGGCCAGGAACUACAUCCUUCUCCUGGGUUCGUCUCUGCAGGAGAUGCGGCGGCUGCUGGGGGAGGUAAGCGUCGGGAUGGGGGUGAACACAGGACCAGUCCCCCGGCUGCUGCUCGCUGGAGGUUGGCCCCUCAUCUCUGGGCCCAGUCAGCUCCUCCUCACCCAGGAGUCCCUCCUCACCUCAGCAGCCUCCUCUUCCUCUUCUUCCACUUCAUCAUCCUCUUCUGCUAAAUGUUCCCUGUUGUCUCCGGGCCCUAUGGAGGCCUCUCUGGCUCCUAUGCAGUGGAGCUCAGCAGGGGCCUCAGGAGGGCCCCUGUGCCCCUGUGGAGUCUGCAGACUGCCUAGAUUUAGCCACUCCACUCCAGCUCCAAGAUUCCCAAAGUGACAUGUUGAAGUUGAAGUUGAAGUUGAAGUUGAAGGGGAUUUCUGAAGAAUGGAUUGUUACAUGUACGCAACAUUUUUUAUAUGAAUUGUUAUUUUUCUAACAUUUUUAACACGUUUAUAAUAUCUUCCUGUAAUUACUCACGAUUAUCCUUUGAUCUUUUUAAACCUAAUGGAUCUAUGCUGUAUUUGGUAAGCCAGUUUCUUUAUGAAGUAAUUCUAAUAAUCCACUGUUUGUUUCAGAGAUAAGUUGUAUUUUAUUACUUCUCUUUUGUCACAAACAAAGAAACAAUUGACUACUUUGAUGAUUCUUGUAGAAAGUGUAAGCUGUAAUGACUGUAUGUGUGGUGCAGUGUUGUAGCUUGUAGGGUGAAAGAUGGUGACAAUUUUAGGGACCGACAACUGUAGAGGGCCCAAAUCAAGGACUGAAAUAAAAAUGAUAAUAUUUAAAAGCUCUUCUGAGUUUCUUACUAUGAGCAAUGGGGUCCUACACAAACUCAUUAUUAGCUGCCAAAGUAGUUUUGUUGAUUUCACAUGAGAGAUUUCUGUAUUUGUGUUUUUGUCUGUGCUCUUUUCUUGAAUGUUCAAAUGAGUGUACCUAUAUUUAUUGUAUGUGUAUUUAAGUUUGUGUGUGUGUGUGUGUGUGUUUGUUUAAGAGAAGUUGAAAAAAAGACAAAUCCCAUUUCUGCACUAAAUACUGAUUCUACU